Messenger RNA from Cottoperca gobio, 3206 nucleotides. RefSeq names its product gastrula zinc finger protein XlCGF67.1-like. The record is from RefSeq and is a predicted model, not a curated record. Lineage: Eukaryota; Metazoa; Chordata; Actinopteri; Perciformes; Bovichtidae. The coding region runs from base 207 to 761 and encodes 184 amino acids. Gene Ontology annotation, molecular function: RNA polymerase II cis-regulatory region sequence-specific DNA binding; DNA-binding transcription factor activity, RNA polymerase II-specific. The transcript has a single exon. Gene Ontology annotation, biological process: regulation of transcription by RNA polymerase II.
AGACUGAUACCUUUACGUUGACUCCUACUGAUGAGGAAAGUGACCACCAGCUCCUCUCUCACAACUCUCAUGUAGCUGAGAGCCAAGAUCAGAAAGAAGACAAGCUUGGAGACUCAGGCUCAACUAAUGCAGAGCUAAAUCUACAGAAUCUACAUCACGAAAGCACAAGUCACACUAACAAUGUAGACAACCCUAACCUGUCAGAGAUGCACUGUGAUACUCACACAGGUAAACUGCCUUUAAAAUGUGACACAUGUGGAAAAGACUUUCAGAAUAAUUCAUCACUGAAGAGACAUCUGAGAACCCACACAGGUGAGAAUCCAUAUUCUUGCAAAACAUGUGGGAAAAGAUUUGGUCGAACAUCAGAAUUGAAAACUCACAGUAGUGUCCACACAGAUGAGAAGUCAUACUCUUGUAAAACAUGUGGAAAAUAUUUCCGAUAUAAUGGUGACUUGAAAGACCACAUGAGAAUCCACACAGGUGAGAAGCCGUUUGCAUGCCAAACAUGUGGGAAAGUUUUCAGAAUUCGUAGUAUCUUGAAAGGCCACAUGAGAAUUCACACAGGAGAGAAGCCAUAUUCUUGUAAAACAUGUGGAAAAUAUUUCCGCUAUCUUAGUCACUUGACACGCCAUAUAAGAAUCCACACAGGAGAGAAGCCAUAUUUUUGCAAAAUGUGCGGAAAACAAUUCCACCGUAAUAGUUACUUGAAAAGCCACAUGAGAACACAUGCAGGGGGAGAAGCUGCAUCACUGCAGCACUGAGGUUCCAGGGAUUAAAGAGGAACAGGAGGAACUAAAAGGAGUGUGACACUCCUGACUUCAGGGUUACACUUUUUAAUAAGUGUUGUAUCAUGCACUGUUUCUACAAACUACCUCAGCAAUGAGGUCACUAAGGUUAUUUUUUCGUUAGAGGAAGAUUGUGUGUCUGAUUUGGGUUAUUUGAUUGCAAUGGGAUAGUGCUUGAUCACCUGAACGUACAGGUAGAAAUGCAGCCAUGAUGGCUCCACGAGCAGGAGAACUCAGCUUUAGGAUUCAGGGGGAUCUAUUGGCAGAAAUGGAAUAUAGUAUUCAUAACUUUGUAUUCUUUCGUCUAUAAUCACCCGAAACUAAGAAUUGUUGUGUUUUCAUUAGAUUAAUAUGAGCCCUUCGUAUCUACAUGAGGAGCGUGUCCUCUUCCACUGAGACGGCCAUGUUGCCUCUUCAGUAUCACAGAACAGACGAACCAAACUCUAGAAAGGGUUGUCCGUGUUUUUACGUUACCGGAAGUCACUGUAGCUUCUCUCAACGCUUGGAAAAGGAUGUGAGCGGAGGAGUAUUCAGUUAGUUGCACCUGCAACCUCACCGCUAGAUUCCACUAAAUCCUACACACUGGACCUUUAAGGGGAACGUUAAUGUUGUAACUGACAAUGAUGAACAAACUGUUAACCAAGAUGAAUGUUACUGCAUUGCAUGGAACUUUUUAAUUGAACAAUGAUGACACUGAGCAUGGAUGAUUGUAGCAACACUGUUUAUUUAAUUUGUUAUACUGCUGCACAUUGUUUGAAGACUGACUGUGACAGAACAUAUUGCUGGAAUGGCCAGAAAAUAUAGAGGCUUAAAGAGAACGUAUUCAUAUCACACAUGUUUGUUACCAAGGUAGAAAGGUGCAUCACAUUUUACGGUUUGUAAAUAAUGAACGGGAGUAUACAUUGUCUUGAAGAGAUGCUAUCAAGUCAUUUCUUUCGAAAUGCUACAAACAUUGUGAUAGAAAAACAAAAUGUAAACCAGGAUGUUACUGUUCAUUUUUUUUGUAAAUGCAUUUGUAUGAACAUGGAGAUAAUGGUAUGUGUUGUAUUUCAUGACAAGUAAUUACAAAAAAAUAAUUUACUUCCCUUAAAGAUCUCCUUUAUAUCUCUCGCCUAAUUUAUAUUUCAGUUAUCUUGUAUUUCAGUUAUUUCAUACAUAGAAAUACACAAUCAAACAAGUUACAACUACAUGGGCCAUCUAAGUACUGGCUGCAUAUUUAUGUACAGAGAAAUUAGCUAAAAUGGUCAUUUAGCUUCACCAGCAACGGCAUGCUGGUGAACCAGCAUCAUUAAUGGGAACUAGCUGGUAGACUAGCACCGCUGGUAAAAAGAGGCUUUCUAUCCCUCUGAGAGCGUAGAUUGAAUUAAUACUUUUUAUUAGAGAAUGGGACGAGGGUUUGGGAUGAACUUAAAAAAAUGUCUUUAAUUACAUUGGAGAAUUUAAUUUUCAAUCCAGUAUAAGGCUUUUAUGCAACAUUUUGGAUGCAAACUGUCUUUUAAAAACCAACAAAGAAGAAGACAUCCAAUUAUAUCUGAUGUAGAAAAGAAAUAGAAGAAUGGGAAUUCAAACCAUCAAUUGAAAAAUCACACAUUAUAUGCUCUGCUAAACACGAUAAAUCAGUACCAAGAAGAACAAUUUACUGGGAUGUCCGUCGUGCGAGAUUAGGGAGCAAGCAAGACAUCUUUAUCAAAUAUCUACUGGGCUCUGAUGAGAGCCGUCCUAUAUUAAAGCUGGGGAACAAUAGUCUGUUUGGGGGGAGAAGAAAAGAGAUAAAGAGAAGAAAACACAAUUCUGUUGCGCCCAUUUUCACUCCUGUGGCAUUUAAAAGUCUUUCUAUACCCUAGUUUUUAAAAAAGACGAAGAAAGUUGUUUAUGUAUUUCUGGAGGAGAAAAACCUGUCCACAAGAUUGCAGGAUCAAAUCCUGACUCCGACAGGAUUAAGGAUUAUAAUGUGCACAAUAAAAGUGCUUGUGUUGCCCGUUAAAACUUGGAUUUAUUCAAGAUAUUGAUUUGUAAGACUUGUGCAAUGCAGUUAAGUGUCAAUACAUUAGUGUGAAAUACAACUUUGCUAGUCAAUAUUAUAUACUUCCUUAUCCAUAUGUAGAUUCCAUGUAUUUUACAAGUUCAUUGAUUAAAUAUUUUGAUCAGGGAUAGUUUGUGCUGUGUUCCCUUGAAUAAUAAUUGUCUUGGUUUCAUCAGGGUGGUGUCUGAGGCUGUUUCAACUUUCGUUAUACAGUCCAUUCCAGUCAUGUGACUGGUAGAUCACCAUAGAUACCACAUAUCCAGGAGGAUGAUGUUAUUUUGCAUACUUACUCGUCCUCAUGCCUGAUUUAUGGACUGUAUAUAAGGAAACCAGAAGUUGCCUCAGACACCAACCUGAAAAAGAAAAGCAUAUAUUUGUUGAAUAAAACAUUAUGUAAU